AUGAUGUUUAAUAAUGAUAAUAAUAAUACAAUAAACAUUACAUCAGAAUCACCAACAUCAAUCAUCAUUGAAUUAGUACAUCAUCAUCAACAUCAUCAAAAAUAUUAUCAAUCCAACAAAAUGAUACCAUCAUCCCCAAUUAUACAACAACCUCAGCAGCAACAAGAGACAUUGACAUCCAUCAACAAUGAUUUAUUAAAUUCAAAAGUCAGUUUAUUAAAUAUCCAAGACAAUUAUGACAACGAUGAAUUAUCUUCACAUCAUGAUGUGAUGCCUUGUCGAUCCAUUCCGUCAUCUUCUAUGGCUUCAUCUACCAAUGGUUGUGGAUUUAAAUACCCAGAAGAAGAGGUGAUUAGAGGACAAAAGGAACAAGAAGAGGAAGAGGAGGAUAUAUUAAUUGAAGAAGAGGAUGCAGAUUCAUCAUCUUCUACAACUAGUAGUUGCAGUUCAUUGCCAUACACAAGUGUAGUAUUGCAAUCCAACAACAACAACAAUAAUAAUAAUAAUCCAUUGUCAGCAUCUUCAUCUUCAAUAUCAAAUAAUAAUAAUAACAAAUCAACUCCACCAAUGAAUAUAUUGGCACCCAACUCUUUAUACCAAGUUUGUAAUACAAAGAGAAAUUUAAUAUCAACUUCUCCAAUUCUCUUUUCAAUUUAUUCAAAUCAUUCAACACCACAAACACCAUUACUAUUAUCACAACAAUUAACUUUACCACCAACUGUCACAAUAACUUCCCCCAGCAAUAAUAACAAUAACAAUAUUAAUACACCGACACCUACAUCAACUAUACCAAACAAACUUGUACAUUCUACUAGUAGUGAUGAUGAAAGUGUUGGAUUCAUCAACCAUCAAAAUCAAUUGGAUUCAUCAUUUACAGAUGAAGAUGAUUUAUUAGACAAUACUAGUAGUAAUGGUGGUGAUAGUGAUCAAGAUGACGAUGGAGGAGAUGAAGUUUCAGGAUUAUUGGUAGUACCAACCACUCCAUCUUCAUCUUCCAACUUGUCAUUAUCAUCAUCAGAGAUUAGAAAACGAAGUAUAUCGAUAACAUUUCCAGAUUUAACUCUGUUAUCUCACCAGGUGGCAGGUCAGUGCCCCCUACUUAAACUACCAGAUGGAAAGGUUUUAAAGCCUUUGGUGCCAACAGAAUACCAAUUCUACAAAUCGUUGGAACAUCAUUCAGAAUUUAUUGAUUUCACACCCAAAUUCUUUGGUAUCGAUCAUUUUGGUUUGGAUCAUGAGUAUUUGGAACAAUCCUGUAAUAAACAAUCAACUAUAUUUAAUUAUGCUCAUUGGAGAAACAAAAUAAUUAAAUUACCAAAAGAAAAUCAAAAUUUGUAUAUAAAAAUAGAGGAUUUAACAUUCUCAUGUAAAUAUCCAUGUAUACUUGACCUUAAAAUGGGAGUUAGACAACACGGUAGGGAAGCACCAGCUGAAAAGGUUAAAAAGAUGGUGGAAAAAUGUAAAGCGACGACAUCGUCAUCGUUGGGUUUUAGAGUAUGUGGACUCAAGGUUUAUAACCUACCAAAUGGGGAAUACUCGACAUAUGACAAAUACUAUGGACGUAGUUUGACCGACCAAGACAUACCUCUUGUAUUGUGCAGGUAUUUGGAUAACGGUCUUAGAAGUCGUCUCGAGUUGCUACCAUUGAUCGCCAAACGAUUGGGACAAAUCAUUUCAUUGUUUGAACAACAACAAUGUUACAAAUUCUAUGGAGGUUCUUUAUUAUUUAUUUACGAUGGUCAAAGUACCAACGCUGCAGACGCAAAAUUAAAUAUUAGAAUGGUUGAUUUUGCUCAUGCUCAUCCAACUUCAACUUCAAAUAUUAAUCAUAAAAAUAACAAUAAUAAUAAUAGUAACAGCAACAACAAAAAUCAACCGCCUCCAAUCGAUGAUGAGGAUUCAGUUUUGGAUGAAGGCUAUUUAUUUGGUCUUCGUAAUCUAUUAAAAUUGAUAAAUACUCUUAUCCAAGUUUCAAAUAAUGCAAAUAAUUUAAAUACUAUUUAA
Cavenderia fasciculata is the source of this 2004-nucleotide messenger RNA. RefSeq lists its product as uncharacterized. The record is from RefSeq and is a predicted model, not a curated record. NCBI's taxonomy places the organism in Eukaryota, Evosea, Eumycetozoa, Acytosteliales, Cavenderiaceae. The coding region runs from base 1 to 2004 and encodes 667 amino acids. Gene Ontology annotation, molecular function: inositol hexakisphosphate kinase activity. Gene Ontology annotation, cellular component: cytoplasm; nucleus. The transcript has 5 exons. Gene Ontology annotation, biological process: inositol phosphate biosynthetic process; phosphatidylinositol phosphate biosynthetic process.